AUGCAAAGCAACGAAACUCCAACCUUUAACAUUUCCAAGAAUUCGGCAAUGGCAAAGGUUUUGCAGCAAUGUAAACUAAUAAUGUGGGAUGAAUGCACGAUAGUGCAUACAAAAUCUUUAGAGGCUUUAGAUAGAACCUUGAAAGAUCUACGGAAUAACCAAAACCAAUUUGGUGGCGCAAUGAUUUUAUUAUCAGUAGAUUUUUGCCAAACAUUGCCAGUGGUUCCACGUUCAAUGUAA
Messenger RNA from Parnassius mnemosyne (clouded apollo), 240 nucleotides. NCBI's taxonomy places the organism in Eukaryota, Metazoa, Arthropoda, Insecta, Lepidoptera, Papilionidae. The record is from the annotation of a GenBank genome assembly.